Ustilaginoidea virens is the source of this 429-nucleotide messenger RNA. RefSeq lists its product as uncharacterized. Lineage: Eukaryota; Fungi; Ascomycota; Sordariomycetes; Hypocreales; Clavicipitaceae. The transcript has 3 exons. The record is from RefSeq and is a predicted model, not a curated record. Bases 1 to 429 code for a protein of 142 amino acids.
AUGCUGUUUGAUAAGGCUUGCCGUUGUUUGAAUCAAUCCUUUGCCUUGGUGGCCCAUAGUCGAUUCCCAAGGCGGGCUUUCCCGGUGGCUGGUGCUGUUUCUCCUCGACGACAAGUUACGUGUCACCAUCACCACCGAUCACUCAUCACCAUCACCAUCACCAUCACCAUCACCAUCACCAUCACCAUCACCAUCACCAUCACCAUCACCAUCACCAUCACCAUCACCAUCACCAUCACCAUCACCAUCACCAUCACCAUCACCAUGACCGUUGCCAUCACAAUCACAAUCGCCGUCACCGUCGUCAUAACCUGCAUCGCACUCUCGUACAUCAAGCUCACCAUCCGCAAUCUUUCCCAGAGAUCCCCUCUCCAGUGCCCUCGGUGCCGCCUUCCCCCUCAGACACUCACGUUCCACCAACCGACCUGA